This is a messenger RNA of Caenorhabditis briggsae, 1119 nucleotides long. The coding region runs from base 1 to 1119 and encodes 372 amino acids. The record is from RefSeq and is a predicted model, not a curated record. NCBI's taxonomy places the organism in Eukaryota, Metazoa, Nematoda, Chromadorea, Rhabditida, Rhabditidae. The transcript has 5 exons.
AUGCUUGCUACAAGAAAUAUUUUAACACGGAAUCGCAUUAUUAUUUUUAGAAAUAUAGCUAGUGUAAGUGAUCAAGCAUCAAAUAUGGACAUUGAUGUUUUUCAGAUUCAGAUUAGGAAAAAAAGUGCUAGAAGUACUACCUACUUCGAUUUGAAUGAGUACAUGAAAGUCAUCAAUGUCACAUAUAAAACGGGUGAAGCCAUGGAUCGAUUUACUACCGUCGAGUCAAAAUAUGUGGAUAUUGGGGACCCUGCCGGCACCAAAGGAACAGUGGUCACACUGUCAGGUUCUCCAGGAACUCAUAACGAUUUCAAAUAUAUGAAAUUAUUGUUCGAGCAGAAAAAAAUUCGCAUGAUAAGCACUAAUUAUCCGGGAUCAGAGUUUGUAAGUGGUGGUCUACACAACAGCUACACGAAUAAAGAUCGGAACUCCUACAUGAAAAGUUUGAUGGAAAAAUUGGAGUUGAAAAACGUCAAUAAAUUGGUGAUUAUGGGCCACUCGCGAGGUGGAGAGAACGCAUUGCAGAUGACCAGUGAGCUAUCAGACGAUAGCAAUUGGCCGUUAGUAGGAGCAGUAAUGAUCAACUCUCCUGGGUUCGCUCCGCACAAAGGAAUUAGUAAGAGAAUGGGAGCUAUCAACUUCAUCAUAUCUUUGAUCAAACGUCACAACCCAACAAUCAACAUGAUCCUUCAUCCAAUUUUGCACUGGUUUUACAACGAUGUUAUUGGUCUUCGAGUGUCCCACGGUAAAGUUGCCGCUGCCGCCAUUUUACCUAUGCAAACGUUUGCCUUUGACGAACAAAAAUUGAAUAUCGAUGACUUGAAAAAUAAGCCAAAUGUACGAGUGUUCUACGGGUAUGGCUCGAAAGAUUUUCUUAUCGAUGAGCAUCAAUCAGAAGAAGUUGCCAUGUAUUUUUCGAAUAAGAAUCACUAUAUUAUCAAAAACAAGGACGAUGCAGAAAAAGCGAAACAAAAAAUACAGGAAAAUAUCAAAUCUGGAGACCAAUUCAUCACUGCCAACUUCACGAAUGAAGGUCAUUUUCUGCAGAAGACUUAUCCAGAGUUCAUUGUCGACGUAGUGAAUGUGUUUUUCGAUGCUGACACUGAUAGAGAGAAAUAG